UGAGUUUGGCGUUUGGAUUUGAUUGUUUUGCUUUUUGUUAGUCCGAAUAUGGGAUUUUUGGUCUUAAAGUUGAAGAUUUUCUGAUUUUACUGGAUUUUAAGAUAAACAAGUGGUACUGAGUUCAGAUAAUAAAAUGAAACUAAACGACUAAUUCAAUUUUAGGUUUAUUUGUAGUUUUUGAACACCUACCAGUAUGGUGUCCUACUUCAAAAAAUCUUCUGCGGAGUGGAUCAUAGACCAAUUAAACGUUGAAAAUGCAAAGUUAUUGGCAUUUGUUUUAGUAAUCGGAUUUAUUGGUUAUCACGGUGCUCUACACCUUCGAUAUGGUCCUGAUUCAUGUACAUGGUUGCUGUCAUCUGGCCGAUACAAAGCUGACCACGAAUGGCAGCCCUACGGUUGCAUGUUACACAGAUACUCAAAAACAGACGCGCGGCGUUGCCUGCGGUACCUGGCUUUCUGGGGAAAGUACAACAGCUUCGCUUUCAUUGGAGACUCCAGACUGGAACAACUCUAUGAAUAUUUUAUAGGGGUCCUCAAAACGCGGCUGGAUCUAGAUUCUUCAUACUCCUUGGACCACCGGUCUCCGAACUACACGUAUCUGGACACGAAGUUGAGGCUGUCUGUGACCUUCAUAUGGAGUGACGACGUCUCCAGGACUAUGGUGGAACAGUUUAGAAAGUGGCAAAUUUCUGAUAAACCGCCAUCAGUCAUAGUGGCAACCACAGGCCUCCAACUGCUCAAAACUCGGAACACCACCGAACUAGUCCUAGAGGAAUACAAAAGGAACCUUACGCAGUUGGUGCAAGCUAUAGAUUCGCUUGCAGCCAGAGAUACGCGCGUGCUCUGGAAACUGAUUGAGUCUGUGGAGACAGCCAAGUUGAAGAAUGACUACACGAGGAUAAAUAAUGCGGAUAUUGAUAAUUAUAACAGAGCGGCCAUUGAGAUUCUUACGCACAGCGCAGCAAAAAUCUGGAGCUCCCCUCGGCUCGUGUCAAGCGGCGCCAUAUCCUCCGACGGUUUGAGUCUGAGUGACACGGCACUCAGACACUCCGCUCAGAUAUUGCUCAACAUGUUCUGCAACGACCACAUGAACUUCAACGACGGGUCGUGCUGCGCUCAACCUGAGCCUUACACUCAACUGCAAAUUGUUACGUUCGCGCUCUUUCUACUAUGUUGCGUGGUGGCGAUAGUGCGUCAAGCAUGGCAGUGGUGGCAACCCCGUAUGAGAGGCUACAGACCGGUGUCCCCCGACAGCGGCCGCGCCCCUCCCUCCUCCUCCCCCGCCGCCUCCCCCUCCCCCUCCCCAGCCACCGCCCUCGCCCGGCUCGGCAUGAUAAUGACGUACUUCUACCUCUGCGAUCGCACCAAUUUCUUCAUGAAGGAGAAUAAGUAUUAUUCCGAGUGGAGCUUCUGGUUGCCCGUUGGGUAUGUCGUGGCGUUGGGCUUGUUCUUCACUGACGAUUCUAGGUCGAGCAAGUUACUCCACCGGCAACAAACAGACGAAUGGAAAGGCUGGAUGCAACUAGUUAUACUGGUAUAUCAAGUGACAGGAGCCAGUAAAAUACUACCCAUAUAUAUGCUAGUGCGGGCACUAGUAUCCGCAUACCUGUUCCUAACUGGAUACGGACAUUUCUACUACACGUGGAAAACCGGUGACACGGGCCUAGUACGAUAUUUCAGAGUGAUUUUUAGAUUGAAUUUCCUAACCGUAGUACUGUGUUUGACUAUGAAUAGACCGUACCAGUUCUACAGUUUUAUACCGUUGGUUUCGUUCUGGUAUACGCUGAUGUUCGUAAUCUUCGCCCUGCCGCCGCACAUCACACAAUCGUCUACGCACACACUCGAGUCCAAACCUUAUCAAUACCUCUACAUAGCUCUCAAAGUAAUCGGUCUAUUUAGCAUUGUGACCGUUCUGUAUAUGAGCGAGGUGUUUUUCCAAAAGAUCUUCGUGACUAGACCUUGGAAGGCGCUGUUUGUGAACUCUGACGACGACAUACACCAGUGGUGGCUGCAGUGGAAGCAGGACAGAUACUCGAUGAUCUUCGGAAUGAUAUUCGCCGCGGCGUACCUUCUCGCCCAACGCUACAACUUUCUCGACGACAACAAUCAUAGCAACUUGUUCACUCCAGGAGUGUCUUUGAGCGCCACACUCCUAGCUUUCAUAGGCAUCGGAAGCUACGUCACGUUCACCUUCUUAUGCACAAACAUAUUCGAAUGCAAUGAGAUACAUAGCUACGUCGCUUUUCUGCCUAUAGUGAGUUACAUCAUACUGAGAAACGUAUCGGGCGCAUUGAGAAUGCGACAUUCGACUAUGUUCGCGUGGUUUGGCACGAUCACUCUAGAACUAUUCGCGAGCCAAUCACACAUUUGGCUAGCGGCCGACACGCACGGAGUUCUCGUUUUGAUCCCCAGUGCGCCGAUUUUGAACUUGAUACUGACCUCUUAUAUUUUCAUUUGUACUGCCCAUGAAAUACAUAAAUUGACUGGUGUGAUAUUACCCUACGCGGUCCCGGAUGAUUGGAGGUUAGUUUUGAGGAAUUUCGCUAUUUUCUUAGCGGUCCUUGUGCCGAUUGGUAUCCAUGAUGGUAUGUUUUAAGAAUUUUUGAUGUCUAGGCAGUGUUUUGACGAAUUUCCGAAAUAAUACAGGUACAUUGUAGUAGAGAAUUCAAUGGGCCAUAGAAAAAACAAAACAAAAGUCUGGAAUUAACUCACAAUGUCACCAUUUGAUCGUAGACGAGAAAACUCAUUUUGCUAUGCUAUCUCGUCUUCUAUAGUUUCCUGCGUCUUUGUGUUUGAUAGGAAUAUAUGACGGCGUUACGUCAUAAUCUCGAAUGUUAUAUAAUUUGUGAUCUUAAUAUUAUUUUUUACCAGAUCAAAAUUGUUUUUGAAAGUACAAUAAGUAUUAUAGUUUUGGUUUUAUGAUCGUGAAUAAUGUAUUUUUUAUGUUACAAUUAUUUUAUUGAUUUUCUGUGAUUUUAUACUUAUGUAUAAUUUUAAUGAUGUUACCUAAAAUGUAGAUAAAACUUAGUUGGUACGUAAUUUAUUGUAUUUAGUACGAUUUCUGAUAAUAUUUUAAAAGGUUCGAGUACGGCAUGGCUGUGUGAUUUGUAUAAGAUUUAGUUUAGAGAUUAGGGUAGUUGCCUAGUUUGAAAAUAAAAUAUAUAAAUAAAUGCAUUCACAUAAUGAAACACUAUAAAACAAAUGUCACUUUUAAUUAAUCAUUUGUAUUUAUAGUGAAAUUUAGUUUUUUUUUUUUUUGUUCUCGUUAAAGUAUAAAUAAAACUAUUUAGAUUUGUGGCGUCACUUGAGCCCAAUGUCAUAAAAGCAACGUAUAUAUUUGUUUGCGUCACGUGGGAUAACGUAUCUCAUUUGCCUUGAUCGCAACUACCCUAUAGUGAUAGUGUUUAUUGUUUUAACGAAAUCAUGGCUAUUAUUUGUGUGAAUAUUUCAGAUCGCCAUUUAAGAUUAGUCCCGAUUUUCCAAUGGUUGGUAAUAUGUUGGAUACAUAUUGAUUUGAUAACUUAUAUCGUUAUAAUAACACUUUAGUAAUGUAGUUGAUCACACUAUCGUCAAACGACUUGAUCAAAUUCAAUUGUGGUGGGUCGUUGACGUUUUUCGAGCCAACGACCACUCAACUGCUUUUUUUUUCAACGAGCAACUAGUUACUAAACCAGUUGUCGUUGCCAACUAGAUUGAUAUAACAACGUGGCUUUGUUUUUCAUGUGAUUCAUACAGUUUUUGGCUCAACACAUUGCACGUAGGUAGGCAAAACAGUUGAGAACAAUAAUAAGUUAGAAAGAAAUACAGUUUUUUCCUUUCACACUACAGUUCUAAGUUCGGUUGUUCAGGUGGCGCGCCAUGUCUCGCGCGGCGCUUCGCUGGAAGCAAACCAGUUGGGCAUUCCAACUACAUUUUGCCGUUAUGAUCAAACUAGUUGGAUCAUUGAGCAUAGAAAACAGUUGAAUAAAAUCGGUUAGUUGAAAUAACGCCCACGACUAAAAUAUAAUGAUUUGUACUCGAUUUCGACAAACGAUUUUCGUAAAAAGUAUGCCAUAGUGUUAUAAAUUAAAAUUGUAUUAAACAUACAUACAAUCCAUUAUAAUUUUAUAAUUGUGAAAGUCUGUUUCGAUUUCAUAGCUAAACCGAUUUUGAUUAAAUUUUGUGUUUUAAUCAAAGAGGCGAAUUCAAACACGCUACAGUUUUUUUUUUCAAAUUUCUACCUCUAGACCGAAAAAAGGGAGUUAAAAUUUGUAUAGCAAACGCACCCAAUUAAUUCAUUUUGUUGUGUAGUUGCGGGCAACAACUAGUUCGCUAUAAACUUCAUCAAAAUUACGUCUUGAGUGUUGUUAAAUAAAAAAAUAUUAAACACAUAAACAUAUUACACACGCUAAACAUAUUGUCCAAAUGAAAAUAUUACUCGUGCUGAUUACUAGAAAAUGCCAUUUAAGCCGGGACGUCAAAUAAUAGGAGGAUAUUGUUUUUAAUAAUAUUUUGACGAAAGAACUUUGUGCGUUAAAUUGUUUCCUUUCAAACACUAGAUUGACUGGAAGAAAUCCCUUUCUGGGAUAAGUCCGCCUUUGUACGAGCCUUUUUUUUUAUUUUACUACUUUCUCUCUAUGUGUGUUCUUCGUGCAAUAAAGAGUUUACAAACAAACAAACAAGUCCUCGGCCACAUGUAAGAGAGCGUGCUGCAUGUUGCCGACCGCUGACAGACCGCUAACAGUAAUAUAAGAAUAGUUAACAUAAUUCCACAAGUGUGAUCUCCUAACAUAUUAGUUUCGAAUGGUUUAUGGGCAAAAACUAAUUUUUGAAAUUGUAUACCUAGUCUUACGCUGAUGUGUAACAUUUAAAAUUUCACCAAUAGGUUGAGUACAAUGUUAGGUAAUUAACGUACUUAAGUAUUUAAGGUUUGGAACAACUGUAUUUCUCAUAAGAAUUAUAUAAAAAUUAAUUAUUUACUGAGAAAAAUCAAUAUUUGCAGAAUAAUGCAAUAAGAAAGCUUUUAAAUAAUAAAUGACAUGUUGUUAAUAUCUCAUAAAUUGUAUACACAUACAAAAACUUGAACAAAUAGAUAGCAGGCGCUUACGCAAAUAUGUAUGGUUUUAGUUAAAUUCUUAGUUUUCAUGUAUAUAUACAUACAUACCAUGGUUGUGGAAUCUUUUGUGUUUUGCUCGAAUCUAAAGUCAUUAUCAUAUGUCCAGGUAAAAUUGUUUUUUUUUUUGUUAUAUAGUUGUAGGCUAGUAUUAAUAUUGUUUUACUUUCACUUGUAUUGUCAUAAUUUAGUUAACCAAAUCACUCAAAAAUUGAUGAAGAGAAAUAUAUUUGAUGCAUAUUUUUGAUAUUAUGUAUUAUUUAUUAGGCAAACUUCCACAGAAAGAGAGACAACGGAAAAUAGAGAAUUUUUGAGCAUUUCGAUCAUCGUCAUUACUCCUUCAAAUUUUAACAGAGUCAAGAUUGUUUUUACUACCAUACUACGAUUAUAGAUAAUAAUAUGUGUUGGCGGUAAUGUUAAAUUUUUUCAAUAUUUGAUUUCUAAGAUUUUUAGAAAGGCUCUUUAUUUUGAAGGACGGUGAUGACGGCGGUCAAAAUGCGGUAUAUUCACCGAGUUUCGGAGAACAAGUAGUUGCAAUAAGAUUUUACGCCAGUAGACAGUUAUCAUCAUUCAAUAUUGAAGUGGCGUUUUUAAUAUUUAUAUCUCGAAUUUUUCUCAUGAUUUUUUUUGAGUUAGGCAUUGGACGGAGCCCUACAAUAAAAUUUGUUUUAUGUCCACUGACAGUAAAGUUGUCACUAUUGUGUGACUUUCAAUACCGAUCAUAUUUUAUAGUUAAUAAAAAUUAUCAAUAGAUCACAUUAAAAAGUCUUAUCUCAAACGCGUUUUUCAUUUCAAUAGGCUACUAUAGGAACUUUAUCUAUUUGUACAAUUUUAUCAUGGAACCCCUAAAGAUGCUUUGGAGCUCCACGAAGCACACUUUGAGAACCGCUGAUCUAUUUAAGUAAAGUAUCUCAUAGAUUUUUAGAUCUGAGAUCUUUGUAACGUAAUAAUUCUCGUUCUAAAAAAGCUUGUACCUAAAAUAGUGUUUAAACAUAUUUUAUGAUUUCGCAAUAACUUAUUUUUGGAAACGUAUAAGUUGUGAAUAAUGUAAAAAUAAAUUUAAAUAAAUACCUACACAAUAAUUAUGUGAACACACUGUGAUUUUGUUAUAUUUUAUACAAAAUGAAUAAUUCUGAUCGGAAUAAAUGUCAUAAUAAAAAGUU
Messenger RNA from Plodia interpunctella (Indianmeal moth), 6255 nucleotides. RefSeq lists its product as uncharacterized. NCBI's taxonomy places the organism in Eukaryota, Metazoa, Arthropoda, Insecta, Lepidoptera, Pyralidae. The record is from RefSeq and is a predicted model, not a curated record. The transcript has 11 exons. Bases 194 to 2596 code for a protein of 800 amino acids.